AUGCCUGGCUCCGCGGCCAACGUGCCGACCGACGACGAUGGCGAGCCGUCCUUCUCACACUCGCCGGGCCAGCCACGGGCGAGGGGCAUCCGCUCCGUGCUCCUGCUCCUGCUGCUUGUGAAUCUUGCCAUGAGCCUGUACCAGCUUCCUCUGAACCGGGUCAUCGAGCGGCGGCUCUGUCGCGACUACUAUUCUAGUACUGACCCUGCUAAGCUGCAGCCGGACGGCAGUGUGGACGAGAGUCUCUGCAAGAUCCCCGAGGUGCAGCAGAGCUUGGGGUCGAUCCAAGGUGUAAUGGAGACCACAUGGAUUGUCGGAGAUUUCAUCAUGACGAUUCCUCUUGGUUUUGUCGCCCAAAGCCGGGGGCGUCAUAUCGUCUUGUUGUUAAACCUCGUCUCCCGGGCUUUCAUGAUCUCCUGGGCCGUCGUUGUUGGCUACUUUGAUCAUAUAUUCCCACCCAAUGCCAUUAUAGCUGGCCCUAUCCUCUCCUUUCUCGGCGGCGACUGUGUCUUCAAUUCAAUCACAUACGCACUCGUGUCGGAUCUCACCGAUGACCCAGUCCGUCGCGCCACUUACUUUGGGUACAUGAGCUCUAUCUCAUACGUGGUAGCCCUUCUUGGCCCUGCCCUGGGCUCUGCAACCAUGUCGAUCAUGCUUUGGCUUCCCUUCAUGUUGGGCGUUGGCCUUCUUCUAGUGGCCGUCCCCGUCAUUUUGGGUCUUUCAUUCUCAUCCGGCCACGUCCCCUCUGAUCCGGACACGGAGGAGCAGCGACAGGGCCUGCUGUCCUCGCCGGCUCUCAAAGCCCAGGACUCCCAGCGUGACUCUAUUCUCCACUCCGUCGUGGCCCAUCUCCGUGUGCUUCUGGACAUCAUCACCGGCCACCCCCGGAACUUCUCCCUCUUGCUCUUCAGCUUCUUCCUCACUUCGCUGGCGAGCUCCGAUACAAAACUCCUCGUCCAGUACAUCUCUGGGAGGUACCAUUGGACCUUCGCCUCGGCGGGCUACCUGCUCUCCGGGAAAGCCGUCGUCAACUUCCUCCUUCUCAGCGUUAUUGUGCCACGCGUUCUCAGAUCUCCGCGCUUUGCAGGUUCCGGGAGCAUCGACCGCGCGAAUGUCAAAUUUGCCAAUCUGUGCCUCGUGGUCUCUGUCCUGGGCGCAAUGGGGAUCGCUGUCGCUGCGGAGAUAUGGAUCCUGGUCCCGUCGCUUUUUGUGUAUGCUGUUGGGUCGGCCCUGCCAAUCUUCACGCUCUCGCUGCUGAAAUCACCCUCCAUCUCUCCUCGGAAAUCUGAUGACGACGAUUCGAAUGUUGACAGUCACAUAUUCUCCAUCGUCAUGUUGGUCAAGACUGUUGGGUCGCUUCUCGGGGCGCCUUUGAUGGCUGCUUUGUGGGUUCACGGUAUAACUACAGGGGGGCUGGCACUUGGGACGCCGUAUUUUGUCAGUGGGACAUGUUACUUGAUUGCAAUAGGGACGAUAUCGUCUAUCAAAGUACUCUAG
Messenger RNA from Clonostachys byssicola, 1497 nucleotides. The record is from the annotation of a GenBank genome assembly. NCBI's taxonomy places the organism in Eukaryota, Fungi, Ascomycota, Sordariomycetes, Hypocreales, Bionectriaceae.